AUGGGCCUCGAACUUUCAUCAACUUUUGCCGGCAGCAUGCAACAUCGGCGUCAAACUGUAAUGGAGACCAAAGGAGGUCAUAUCGAUGGUAUUGACUUCGCAACAACCUUUAAACAACACUUCACAGGGGAAGAGUCCCUUUGUGUCCCACCGAUUUAG
Phycomyces blakesleeanus NRRL 1555(-) is the source of this 159-nucleotide messenger RNA. RefSeq lists its product as hypothetical. Lineage: Eukaryota; Fungi; Mucoromycota; Mucoromycetes; Mucorales; Phycomycetaceae. Bases 1 to 159 code for a protein of 52 amino acids. The record is from RefSeq and is a predicted model, not a curated record. The transcript has 2 exons.